Molecule: messenger RNA, 2715 nt
Organism: Spathaspora passalidarum NRRL Y-27907
Lineage: Eukaryota; Fungi; Ascomycota; Pichiomycetes; Serinales; Debaryomycetaceae
Gene: HSP104
Product: chaperone ATPase
Exons: 1
Coding region: 1-2715 (904 amino acids)
Biological process (GO): regulation of DNA-templated transcription; cellular response to heat
Cellular component (GO): cytosol; cytoplasm
Molecular function (GO): ATP binding; transcription factor binding; ATP hydrolysis activity
Source: RefSeq, a predicted model, not a curated record
AUGGACGAAACUCAAUAUACAGACAAUGCAUUGCAAAUAAUUACCAAUGCAACACAAUUAGCAAAAGAUAAUGCUCAUUCACAAUUGGUUCCCUUGCAUUUCCUUGCUGCAAUGGUUCCAACUGAUGAUACAGAACACUCAACUCCCUAUUUGAAAACCUUAAUUCAAAAGGGUAGAUUUGAAUGGGCUCCAUUUGAAAGAGCUGUCAAUAAACAUUUGGUUAGACUCCCUUCACAGUCGCCUCCUCCUGAAGACUUGAGACCAAGUUAUGCUGCUGGACAAGUAUUAACAAAAGCAAAUAAGAUCAAGCAACAACAAAAGGACAACUACAUUGCACAAGAUCAUAUUUUGUUAGCAUUGUUGGAAGAUCAAUCCAUUAAGGAUGUUUUCAAAGAAGCUGGUAUAAAUGUUGACUCUAUCAAGACUCAAGCAAUUGAAUUAAGAGGAUCACAACGAAUUGAUUCGAGACAAGCUGAUUCUUCUUCCUCAUAUGAAUUUUUGGGUAAAUAUUGUGAAGAUCUUACUGAAAAAGCAAGAGAAGGGAAAAUAGACCCAGUUAUCGGUAGAGAAGAAGAAAUCAGAAGAGUGAUUAGAGUUCUUGCCAGAAGAACAAAGUGUAACUCUGUAUUGAUUGGUGAUGCUGGUGUUGGUAAAACAUCUAUUGUUGAAGGAGUUGCGCAAAGAAUUAUUGACGGUGAUGUUCCUAACGUUUUGGCAAACGCUAGGUUGUUCGCUCUUGAUUUGGGUGCAUUAACAGCUGGUGCAAAAUACAAGGGUGAAUUUGAAGAAAGAAUCAAGGGUGUUUUGAACGAUAUUGAAAAGUCGAAGGAAUUUAUCAUCUUAUUCAUUGAUGAAAUACAUAUGCUUAUGGGUGAUGGUAAAUCUGAUGCUGCUAAUUUAUUAAAACCAAUGUUAGCCAGAGGUGCGUUACAUUGUAUUGGUGCUACUACUUUUGCGGAAUAUCGUAAGUAUAUUGCCAAGGAUGGUGCAUUUGAAAGAAGAUUCCAAAAGAUUGAUGUUCCAGCUCCUACUGUCAAUGAAACGGUUGCCAUUUUGAGAGGGUUGCAACCAAAGUAUGAAAUUCAUCAUGGAGUUCGUAUUUUGGAUAGUGCCUUGGUUACUGCUGCCCGAUUAGCUUCUAGGUAUUUGACAUAUAGAGCCUUACCUGACUCAGCUGUUGAUCUUGUUGAUGAAACUGCAGCCGCAGUUGCUGUUGCAAGAGACUCAAAGCCAGAGGAGUUGGACAAUAUCGAAAGACAAUUGCAUUUGGUUGAAGUUGAAAUAAAUGCACUUGAAAGAGAUAAAGAUGCUGAUGCUGCUUCUAAGGAUCGUUUGGUGCUUGCAAAGAAGAAACAAGCUGAAUUGGAAGAGAAGUUGGCUCCUCUUAGAGAAAGAUAUAGUCAAGAACGGGCAGGACAUGAUUUAUUGAUUGCUGCCAAAAGAAAAUUAGAGGAGUUGGAAGUGAAGGCACAAGAUGCAGAAAGAAGGCAUGACACUGCAACUGCUGCCGAUUUGAGAUACUUUGCAAUCCCGGACGUUGAAAAGCAGAUUGAAGAGUUAGAAAGAAGAGUUGCUGAGGAGGAAUCCAGUAGUGACUCUAUGUUACGUAAUGCCGUUGGUCCUGAACAAAUUUGUGAAACUGCAGCUAGAUUAACCGGAAUUCCAGUCACCAAAUUGACACAAGCUGAAAAUACUAGAUUAAUCAAUAUGGAGAAGGUGUUAUCUUCUGAAGUUGUUGGCCAAUCUGAGGCAGUGAAGGCUGUUUCAAAUGCAAUUAGAUUGAACAGAUCAGGGUUAUCCAAUCCUAACCAACCAUCAUCGUUCUUAUUUUUGGGUCUUUCUGGUUCUGGUAAGACCGAAUUAGCCAAGAAGUUAGCAGGAUUUUUAUUCGCAGAUGAAAAAGCUAUGAUUAGAAUUGAUUGUUCAGAAUUAGGUGAUAAGUGGUCGGCUUCGAAAUUGUUGGGUGCUGCUCCUGGUUAUGUUGGUUAUGAGGAAGGUGGUAUUCUUACAGAACAAUUAUUAAGAAGGCCAUAUUCAGUUGUUUUAUUUGAUGAAGUUGAAAAGGCAGCUCCAGAAGUUUUGACUGUUUUGUUGCAGGUUUUAGAUGAUGGGAGAGUUACAUCUUCUCAAGGUAAAGUUGUUAAUUGUUCCAAUGCAAUCUUUGUUAUGACUUCGAACUUAGGAGCACAAUACAUCAAUGCAUCCAAGGGAAACAAGAUUGAUCCUGAAACUAGAGAGUUGGUUAUGGGUGCUGUUCGUGCUCAUUUCAGACCUGAGUUCUUGAAUCGUAUUUCGAGCACAGUGAUAUUCAACAGAUUGUCAAGGAAGGCCAUUGCUAAGAUUGUUAAAAUCAGAUUAAGAGAAAUAGAGGAAAGAUUUGCUGCUAAUUCUAAGACUAUCAAGUUGAAUCUUGAUGAUGCAGCAUUGGAAUACUUGUGCAAGAACGGUUGGUCUCCUAAUUUAGGAGCUAGGCCAUUGAACCGUCUUAUUCAACUGGAAAUUUUGAAUAAGCUUGCAGUUCUCUUGUUGAAGGGUCAAAUAAGAGAUAAAGAGACUGCACAUGUGGUUUUGGGAGAAAAGGGUUUAGAUGUGUUGCCAAACCAUGAACCAGAAGAUGUAGAAAUGGGCGAUGUGGAUGUUGACAAUUGGGAAGAUACAGACGAUGAAGAUGAUGAUGAUGACUUCACUCGUAUCACAUCUCCUGAUAUCGAUUAA